AUGUCUCGAGUCCCAUCCGUCAUCCAAGCGCCCACACCGGCCCAUGUCCAGACAUACUACUGCACCCACACCAGGUCAAACCGAUCAAACAUCGAGGCAACUGUGAGACGGCUACUUGGUGACUCGGCUGACCAGCCGCUCCGUCGACUGCCUGAGCAUGGCGAUUUGGCCAUUCCGCGCCCCCAUAGAUCGGGUGGUCCCAAGUUCUGGGUGGUCAGGAUCUCCGGUCAGCUAUCACAGGGAGAUCAGGAUACCAUACUUGAAGCCGCCAGGAAAAGUGAGAGCGCUGGGUGUCAAGCUUUCAUCAAAGGUACCGAGCGUACCACUGGACUGAGCCCGCAUCAUCUUGGUGUCUUCUUCCGUGCCUCCGAGAUCCAUACACCCUGGGUCACCAAUGACACACUACAACCACAUUCGAACAAACGGGUCGCAGCAGCGAGAAGGCAAUGUAUGCUGGGACUAUGCUUGGCCAUAGAUGCUGUCGUCAAGGAGAAGGUUCAAGCCAGGCUCGACCAGGUGGAUCGUAAGACCUGCCUGGCACAUAAAGCCAGCAACGACCGUUUCAGGUCUGCCGUUGACCAAGGAAAGCUCGAUCUCCGUGGAUUGUCCCCUUCCGACUUUCAAGAUGUCCAGGUUGACCAUGUAGCCGAUUUCUUCCGCUUCGGUCAGCUGGCUACCUGCUCUGCGAUCACCCAAGGACUCGCUUUACCCGUCUUUCCCGGUGAUGUUGUGUUCUUCCAGCCAGGGCUCCUACCUCAUCGAGUGGUGGCUCUCAAGCCAGAAGAUGCCAAGAAACGAGUGGUGAUCACCAUGUUCACCUGCGAGCCUACAACGGAUUACUUGGACAUGCAAGGAAUCAUGUUACCCCGUGCUAAGAGGUCCUGGAAGCCGAGGUCAGGGCAGGAUACUUGUCCCAAAUGUGAUAAGACCUACAAGGAUCUCCUCGAUCACAUCAAGAAGAAACACGGUGAGGACAGGUUCACUGCAGAGGAGAUGGCAGAGACGGGCUUAUGGGUGUGCUCCUGCGGAAAGGUGACAGCUAGUGAGAGAGGGUUAUCCUACCACCGUAAACGAUACCCCAGUCAUCAUGUGUAA
Kwoniella botswanensis is the source of this 1095-nucleotide messenger RNA. RefSeq lists its product as uncharacterized. Bases 1 to 1095 code for a protein of 364 amino acids. NCBI's taxonomy places the organism in Eukaryota, Fungi, Basidiomycota, Tremellomycetes, Tremellales, Cryptococcaceae. The transcript has 2 exons. The record is from RefSeq and is a predicted model, not a curated record.